Messenger RNA from Rosa chinensis, 1814 nucleotides. Its product is annotated as 1-aminocyclopropane-1-carboxylate oxidase homolog 4. The record is from RefSeq and is a predicted model, not a curated record. The coding region runs from base 347 to 1453 and encodes 368 amino acids. NCBI's taxonomy places the organism in Eukaryota, Viridiplantae, Streptophyta, Magnoliopsida, Rosales, Rosaceae. The transcript has 5 exons.
AAAGGACAGCAGCAUAACCAGCCAGCUGUCGACCAUUACAGUGACCCAGAGACGUCACAGUUUUGUUUGCCAUUGGAAAAUUGGAAAGCACCCUAUUCAUCCCGACAUUGGAAAAUUUGAUUUAGAGUUUGUAUCAAGAGAAAUCCAAAUCCUCACAUUAAUGACCCAAUAGAGAGGAAUUCUAUUCUACAUAUACUAAACGUGAAUGCACUGUUAACUGUUCAUAAGAUGUUGUGCUUGCUACUGCUCAGUUUAUCGUUUUGAGAUCACAGGUCUCACAAAUCCAGGACUGUUCGAGGCAAAAUAAGUAAAAGACUGAAACUAAGUAAGCUGAUCGAUCAAGAACAUGGCAGUUAAUUGUGCUACUUCCAAUUCCCAAUAUGAUCGGCUCAAAGAAGUUAAAGAGUUUGACGAAUCAAAGAUGGGAGUAAAGGGUCUUUCCGACUCUGGCAUCACUUCUAUUCCUCGCUUCUUCAUACAUCCACCAGAAACUCUUCCUUGUAAUAACUUAAACUCUAGCACCAACACUACCUCCAUCCCCCUACUCGACUUAGCCAACCUCAAUUCCCCCACCCAUCGUCCCCAAAUCAUCCAACAGAUUAAAGAUGCCGCCUCCACGUGGGGUUUCUUCCAAGUCAUCAACCACGGUAUACCAGCAUCAGUCCUCGAUGAGACGAUCCAAAGCAUCACAGCCUUCCAUGAACAACCUCACGAGAUCAAAGCCAAACACUACAGACGCCAAGAGCACCACGGUGUCAUGUACACUAGCAACAAUGACUUGUACCGGAGUAAAGCGGCCACGUGGCAUGACUCCCUUCAGGUGUAUACAGCACCGGAGGAGAUGAAGGUGGAGGAUGACAUCCCAGGGGUUUGCCGUAAGGAGGUGAUUGCAUGGGAUUUUCAUGCAGUCAAAGUAGCCGAGGCAUUAUUUGAGUUGUUGGCUGAAGGUCUUGGUUUGGAAGCUGGGAAGUUCAAGGAGUUGGGUUUUAUGAAAGCUAGAUUAUUUUUGGGUCACUGUUAUCCCUACUGUCCGCAACCAGAUCUGACGGUGGGAAUCAAAUCUCAUACUGAUGCCGGUUUGACAGUGUUGCUACAGAACCAGGUCGGAGGGUUGCAAGUGAAGCGAGGGAGUGAGUGGGUGGAUGUUAAGCCCUUGCCUGGGGCAUUGACUGUUAAUAUUGGUGACUUCAUACAGAUCAUAUCAAAUGGGGAGUAUCAAAGCGUGGAGCAUCGAGUAUUGGCAAACUCAUCGAAGGAACCAAGAAUCUCAGUAUUGAUUUUUAAUAACUUGGGGGGUUGGAAAGAGUCGGAUGAAUUUGGGCCACUUCCAGAAUUAUUAUCAGCAGAGAAACCAGCCCUUUAUCGAGGAUUCACUGUGCCAGAGUUCCUCCAAAGCUUUUAUAGCAAAGAAUUAGAUGGCAAAAACAUAGUAGAAAGAGUUACACUUCACUAAGCUAGUUUGUACCAUUUGGGUUCACCAAUUGACGCUGCAAAGGUUGAAGAGAAUGCUCAAAAAUGUAUGCAACGGCAGCCUUGCACGCAAGAACUUCAGCAUGCUGAGGAGAAAAAGGGCUCCCAACCGGCCCCCUCCUUCAGCAAUAAAGUGUCCAUGUGAAUCUCGGACAACAAAACCAAUAAAGUGUCCAUGUAGAAUGGUUAAAAGAACCAUCAAUAUUCAUAUCCUCAGUUCACGCUCCUACUUAGUUUGUUUACAGCUUUGUUUGUUUGGGCAGAGCGUCUGCUCUUUGUAUUUAGUUUCCAGUUUGCAUUGUAAGUUGGUUGGUUUUUUUAAUGCAUUUCUCCUUUGUCAAAAA